AUGCCCAACGCAUUCGUCAGUGAGGGUGACUGGAGCGACCACACCCGCUCCCACCCUGCCCUCGAGUGGUUCGAGCCCGUCGUCACCAACAUCUUCGACAAGAAAGCUUUCGACACUCCGUACUCAGAAAUCUACACCGACGACAUGAACUUCACCAAAUCCGACGGCACCGUCGUCCACGGCGGCAAGGCUGCGUGGGCCGAGGUCGCCAACCUAUGGGCCCCAUGUGCCUCGUACCGCACUGUGCCAGAGUACGCCGUCGUGACCGAGACAGAUUUCGGCUGGGAUAUGCUAAGCACAGCGCACUCAUACAUGAACCUGCUGGCGCCCGGCAACGAGCGCAAAGUCAAGGACGAGCACGGCCAGGAAUGGGACUUGAAGAUCACGGCGGGCUGGCGCUUCCAGUUCAGAAAGGACGCCGGGGGAAUCAGCAACGGCAUCCGAAUUCAGAAGAUCCAGAUGACCAUGGACUCGCUGCCGGCGGUCGCGCUUAUGGUCAGGCGGGGGAUGGUCAAGCCGGAGGAGAGCUUCUUGCUGGGUAGGGGGGCGUGA
Molecule: messenger RNA, 552 nt
Organism: Cyphellophora europaea CBS 101466
Lineage: Eukaryota; Fungi; Ascomycota; Eurotiomycetes; Chaetothyriales; Cyphellophoraceae
Exons: 2
Coding region: 1-552 (183 amino acids)
Source: RefSeq, a predicted model, not a curated record